AUGAUAGUAGAAAAUUUUCAAACUGAUCUCUUUUCUCGAUCUAUAGGUAUUUUAAUUUUCUUAAUUAAUAUGGGUUAAUUUGAUUAUAAUCUAUACUUUAUCUACAUACCUACUUAAUUGAAAGUUGAAACCUUCAAAAAUCUUCUAAAGCAUGUAUAUAAAAUCUUACUGAAACAUGUAGAAGGAAUGUGCAGUAACUGCAGUAGCGUACUAGCCAAGGGAGGCGAAGGGGGCCAUCAUCCCCCUUACGAGCGAAAAUUUAAAAUAUAACAUGCAAAAAUAGACGUUUUUUGGAUCGAUUUUUUCGAAAAAAUUUCGCUCUCGGUUCGCUCAAGCAGUAGGUAAUUUUACUCUCAUUAUUAUGAAAUCAUCACAUGUCACGAAAGGUUUUCUGAAAAUUACCUCUAAUUUUUUACUUUUCAUUUCUAAAAAUCUGAUUUAGCCCCCUACUUGAGAAAAUUCUGGCGACGCCACUGGGAGUGUGUAAUAUAUUGUACUUUCUUCGUACCUAGUCGAUUAAAACAUUUCUUCGUGCAACGUAAUAAUGUAUAUCGGUCAAUUCGUGUGUAUUUUAGUAAAUUUGUAUAUUUUUGAUGCGACCAACUACAGCUUCCAGUCAUUAGAAAGAUUUAAAUUCAAUCAAAACCAGACAGAAUAUGUUAUAAAUAUAAAAAAUCAGAUUAUGAAACUUGAUGCCAACUUAUCCAAAGUGAAUAGCGCCUUGAAACAAAAAGAAGCCAUCAUAAUACAGAAAGAAAGAGAAAUCAGUGAUCCUAUGUCGGCAAUCAACCGAUGGUCCCUUCUGAUAAAUUUUACAAUCUUCAAAAACAGAGUAAAAUAUUAUGAUAAUUUGCUUCGUGAAGUCGCAUUUUUACAAAUUUGUCCUCAAUUACUACACACCAUGAAAGAUCUGCUUAAUAAUGAUACAAUUGAUACAGCUCGAUUCAAAAAGAAAGGACCAAAUUUGUAUCAAACGAUUUUCAACGAUACUCAUGCAAUAUGCGGUAAAGAACGGAAACAUAUUAGAUUCGAGUUCACUAGAAAACAAACAUGGGCCAUUUACAUACAUUGGAUGGUAUUUCGCGUAGACGAUUCCGAGCUUAAUAACCUUGCCAAUUCGUCACAUCCUUCAGUAUCUAAAUGCUUCGCAUCGCUGCAAACCUCCUUCAAAUAUCAGAUACACAGAACAUCGCCAUAUUCUUCAGUUUCUAAAUGCUUAGCAUCGUUGCAAACCUCCUUCGAAAGUCAGAAACGCAGAACAUCUUUGAAGGACGUAAUCUCGGAAUUGUAUUCGUUUUGGGAAGCACGAACAUCGCUCAUGACUUUUCUGAGUAGGCAAUUUCAUAAAUGGAAGGCGAUCAUUGCUGAAGUCAACGUCGAUACAGUCCAUUAUGGUGAUAGUUAUUUUUUACGCAGAUUGCUACCUGAUGUAGAAAUAAAUAAUGAAUUCCUCAGUCUCGCAAUUUGGCUGAUGUUUCGAAUCAAUUAUGCCGAAGAUGUCGAGCUCUUUAAUGAGUAUAAUUGUACUGAACUCGCGGAUUAUGUUUACAAAUUGAAUGCAGUGUUGAAUUAUGCCUAUGAAAUGGGGGAUGCAAUGGAUAGUUCGUGGAGUAAAGUGAAUUCGAAUCUAAAAGAGGCUUACGAUGUUAUUACGGUUCUGGAAGGACGUGCUUUUCGUGCGUUGAAAUUGGAUAUUUUUAUGGAUAAUGGAUUGGAAAAAACAUGUUUUCGAGCCAUAUUAGAUAGUAAGCCGUUUAAUAAAACUCUUCUUGAAAUGUACACCAUGGGUGCCAUGUUGCCAGAAUCGAAAGAGAACGAUUUAAUAUUAGUAUAGAUAUGAAGUACUAUUUACAUUCGCCUAAUUACUCACCUUGAAAUACAAAUUAGUUUUCUGUUACCUACUUUACGUUUUAACAAUCUAAAAAUAUGUACAAACCUACUUAUUGCUACUCGCAGUCAAUAUAGGUACCUAUUAAACAUUGGACCAAAUUCAGCAAAAAACUUCAUUUUGGGUAGAAAGUUACCCAAAAAAAUUUUUAGCUCUGAAGAUGCCUCUGGAGGUGCACAAAUAUUUCUCAUUAAUUAAGCCAAAAUAUUGAAAGGUGAUAUUCCCGAAACUGGGGAAAUAUUUUGUGAAGUAAAAGUGCCAAUUUUUUUGACAUUACUACCAAUUUUAAAAAAUUUAGAAAAAUAGCCUAAAACUUAUAGAAAAUUUUCGAUAGUUCGUAGUUUAACUUCUAAUAUGUCGACCUAGGUACCAAUCGACUUAUUAAAAUUCUUUUCGCAAGGAAUUUUCUCGAAGACGAAGAGAGUUACAUAAAUGAGAGAUCUGCUUAUAAGAGUAGAAAACUUUCAAACUAAUCUCUUUUCUCAAUCUAUAAUAUUUCAAUUUUCUUAAUUAAUGUGAGUUAGUUUGAUAAUAAUCUACACAUUAUCUACAUAAUUGAAAGUUGAAAACCUUCAAAAGUCUUCUGAAAGGAUAUGUAUACAAAAUCUCAUUGAAACACGUAGACGGAACGUACAAAGGCGUAGCCAAGGAGGGCGAAGAAAGCCACUGCCUCCCCGCCCCCUCCUUUCGAGCAAAAAUUUAAGAUACAAUAUUUAUGCAAAAAUAGACUUUUUUUGUUUUUUGAACUCAUUUUUUCAAAAAAAUGUCGCUCUCGGUUUCCCUGAUCGAGCGGUUAUUUACCUUCAUUUUCAUUAAAUCAUCACGUAUCCCUAUACUUUUUUUUUGAAGGCAAAUUUCGUCUUUUGAUUUCAAUUUUUUAAUAUUUCUUGACUUGAGACUUAUAUCUAGCUAUAUUUUAUGACGUCACCCCUGGGAAGUGGGAAUUGUACAUGGUUGAUGAAAACUAAACAUUUCUUCGUGCAACGUAAAAUGUACACAAUCGUUCGAUUCGUGUGUGUUUUAGCAAAUUUGUAUAUUUUUGAUGCGACUAACAACUAUAGCUUGCAGUCAUUAGAAAGAUUUAAAUUCAAUCAAAACCAGAGAUAUUAUGUUAUAAAUUUGAAGUAUCAGAUUUUGGAACAUAAAGCCAACCUAUCCCACAAAAGUUUCGCUUUAAAACGAAAAAACUUCACUAUAUGGCAGAAAGAAAGAGAAAUCAAUGAUUCUAAAUCAAAAGUGAAACAAUGGUCCAUUCUAGCAUCCUAUACAAUCUUUAAAAGCAGAGUAACAUUUUACGAUAAUUUGCUUGGUGAAGUCGCAUUUUUACAAAUUUGUCCUCAAUUACUACACACCAUGAAAGAUCUGCUUAAUGUUGCAGCUCGAUUCAAAAAGAAAGGGCCAGAUUUUUAUCAAAACAUUUAUAACGACACUCAAAAAAUUGUGGGUAAACAACGGAAACGGAUUAGAUUCGCGUUUACUAGAAAACAAACAUGGGACAUUUACAUACAUUGGAUGGUAUUUCGCCUAGACAAUUCCGAACUCAAUAACCUUGCCAAUUCGUCAUAUUCUUCAGUUUCUAAAUGCUUUGCAUCGCUGCAAACCUCCUUCGAAAGUCAGAAACACAGAACAUCUUUGAAGGACGUAAUCUCGGAAUUGUAUUCGUUUUGGGAAGCACGGACGUCGCUCAUGACUUUUCUGAGUCGACAAUUUCAUAAAUGGAAGGCGAUCAUUGCUGAAGUAAACGCAGAUACAGUCCAUUAUGGUGAUAGUUAUUUUUUACGAAGAUUGCUACCUGAUGUAAAAAUUAAUAAUGAAUUCCUCAGUCUCGCAAUUUGGCUGAUGUUUCGAAUCAAUUAUCCUGAAGAUGUCGAGCUCUUUAAUGAGUAUAAUUGUACUGAACUCGCGGAUUAUGUUUACAAAUUGAAUGCAGUGUUGAAUUAUGCCUAUGAAAUGGGGGAUGCAAUGGAUAGUUCGUGGAGUAAAGUGAAUUCGUACCUGAAACGGUUUCAUGAUACUGUUACGAUUAUGAAAGAAUACGCUUUUCGUACGUUGGAAUGGGAUAUUUAUUGGAAUAAUGUCUUCAUUGGCUGGGGAACAGCAUGCUUUCAAGCCAUAUUAGAUAGUAAGCCGUUUAAUAAAACGCUUCAUGAAAUGUACAACAUUGGUACCAUGUCGCAAGAGUCGAAAGAAAACAACUUACUAUUGGUAUAGAUAGAUAGCCUACCUAAUGUGAUUAAUUUUUCCGCAUUAUGUAAGUAAUUUAAGUAUUUAUAUCCAUCCUAAUUACUCACCUUAAAAUACAAAAUUAGUUUUUUUUUGUA
Messenger RNA from Planococcus citri (citrus mealybug), 4209 nucleotides. RefSeq lists its product as uncharacterized. The record is from RefSeq and is a predicted model, not a curated record. Lineage: Eukaryota; Metazoa; Arthropoda; Insecta; Hemiptera; Pseudococcidae. The coding region runs from base 2807 to 4099 and encodes 430 amino acids. The transcript is spliced from 3 exons.